AUGUCUGAUGCUAAAGAGGGUAUGAAGCUCUCGUUGAAAGUGAUAACAAAUAAAGAGAGAAAUAAGGUUCUCUUUGCAGAAGCCGACAACCAUUUUGUCGACAUUUUGUUGAGCUUCUUGACUUUGCCGUUGGGAAGAGUCUUCAAAGUCCUCGACAACCACCGUGGAGAUAAUGAGGCAGUUACCAUUGGAAGCUUAAGCAGUUUGUACCAUAGCGUAGCAAAUCUCGAUAGCUCCCUUUUCGUGACGGAGGGUGCUAAGGAGGCUCUGCUCAAUCCAAAAAGUUCAUUCGAAGAUGAACACAAAAGGCUGAAACUGGACAUCGCUGAAUUCCAGCCGUAUGAAUUCUUCUAUUGUCCUAGCGGCUGUAGUAUAUUUCUUAGUGAAAGCAUGUACUAUGAUAAUGCCGGUCAAUGCCUAAAAUGCAGAUAUGGUUUCUCUUCCAUGAAAAAAGAAGUAGUUAAAAAGGUGCCUCAAGCUGCUUUUGAAGACGGAGUUUUCACCAUGUAUAGAUCGUCUUUCGUAAUCUCUGAUGAUCUUCAGAUAUUCCCCAACUUGACAGGACUCUGUCAAAUUUUCAGCAUUCUUGGCAUUGCAGACACGGAUGAGGGUGAGGCGAUCGAAGUGACGAUUGGGUUGAAUGAGAUGUUGCGUUUGCUGAAGGCUUCCCUCAUUUCCCCAACUCCAUUGUCAAACCUCAUACUAAAUAAAGCAAGUCUAGUUCUUGAUUCUGAGCCGAAGGCUUCAGUUAAUCAGAUUGAAAUCCAAGAAAAUCCCAAAUCGAAGAAUAUGGUUUUGAAAGUCGUGGUACGAAAGUCUAGCGGGAAGUUUCUGUAUGCUCAAGCUGAGAAAGAUUUUGUUGAGUUUCUAUUUGGUCUCCUCUUUAUCCCAGUUGGAGGCGUUCAUCAUCUUCUUUCCGGUGAGACUUGUAUCAAGGCUAUAGACAACUUGUACCGGAGCGCAGCUGAUCUCAUCCACGACAAGUAUUUCCGGAGCCCGGGUACUAAAAACAGGCUAAUGAAGCCUAAUGUGGUUCAUGGUUGCAUUUCUGAAAACUACAUUCUUCCCCUCGAUCAAGAAUGCUUGCCUGAUGAGUAUACUAAAUUCUGCGGGUUUUCUUCCAGUAUGUUUCCCAAAGGGCAGGGGAGAUAUCUUUACGAAGCAACAACUUAUAUGGUGAUGGAUGAUUUAACUGUGACACCUUUCUGUGUUUAUUCAGUUUUUUCCAGUCUCAAUGAGCAGAAAAUCCCUAGGUCUGAUCUCAAAGAAAUGGAGGUGCAAGUCGGAUUAAAAGAGAUUGUGGAUUUGCUCAAGCGAUCUUUACUCUCCAAGACUCCGCUAACGGAUGUUAUUGUUUGUGUUAUCAACAAAAACACGGGUUAUGUGCUAGAGGACAUUUUACUAGACAAGAUAGAGCUAGAAUCAACCAGCUCUAAGAGAAUGACUGGAAGGGAAGAUUUUGUGGAUUUCAUUCUCAGUUUUCUGACUAUCCCAUUGGGAGGAGUGGUGUCCCUUUUUGAGGGGCAAGACUUGUUUCAAGAGCAUUGA
Salvia miltiorrhiza (redroot sage) is the source of this 1548-nucleotide messenger RNA. RefSeq lists its product as uncharacterized. Lineage: Eukaryota; Viridiplantae; Streptophyta; Magnoliopsida; Lamiales; Lamiaceae. Bases 1 to 1548 code for a protein of 515 amino acids. The record is from RefSeq and is a predicted model, not a curated record. The transcript is spliced from 4 exons.